CGGGUUUCGGUGUCGCUCUCCUCCCUCACCCAGUCUCUCUGCCACGAUGUUCCGUCUUGGCUUCUCGCUCGCCCGGCCCUCGGCCGGCCUCGGCCGCACCGGCACCCCGGUCGCCCUUCGCGCUUUCUCUUCCAGCCCCUACAACCCCCAUGGCUACGGCUCCGACCCCUUCGGCCAGAAGAUCGCCCCGCGCCCCUACGACGGCACCAAGCCGUUCGACAAGAUCCUGAUCGCCAACCGUGGUGAGAUCGCCUGCCGUGUCAUGCGCACCGCCAAGCGCAUGGGCAUCAAGACUGUGGCCGUUUACUCCGAGCCCGACGCCAACUCCCUGCACGUUGCCAUGGCCGACGAGGCCGUCUGCGUGGGCCCCGCCGCCUCCAAGGACUCGUAUCUCAAUGUCCCGGCCAUUCUCAACGCCAUUGAGACCACCGGCGCCCAGGCUGUCCACCCCGGCUACGGCUUCCUCUCGGAGAACAGCCAGUUCUCCGACACCCUGGCCAAGAUGGGCGUCGCCUUCAUCGGCCCCGCCUCCUACUCCAUCUCCGCCAUGGGUGACAAGAUCGAGAGUAAGAAGAUCGCCGAGGCCGCUCGCGUCAACACCAUCCCCGGCUUCAACGGCGUCGUUGAGGAUGUCGAGCAUGCUCGUCAGAUCGCCAACAACAUCGGCUACCCCGUCAUGGUCAAGGCCUCCGCCGGUGGUGGUGGCAAGGGCAUGCGCAUUGCCUGGAGCGACGCCGACCUGAUCGACGCCUACCGCCUGUCCAAGAACGAGGCUGCCGCGAGCUUCGGUGACGACCGCCUCCUGGUGGAGAAGUUCAUUGCCAACCCUCGCCAUAUCGAGAUCCAGGUCCUCGGUGACAAGUUCGGCAACACGAUCUACCUGAACGAGCGCGAGUGCUCCAUCCAGCGCCGCAACCAGAAGGUCAUCGAGGAGGCCCCCUCUUCGCACAUUGAUCCGGCCACCCGCGCGGCCAUGGGUGAGCAGGCCGUCCGCCUGGCCCAGGCUGUCGGCUACUACUCCGCCGGUACCGUCGAGAUGCUUGUCGACGACGACCGGAACUUCUACUUCCUGGAGAUGAACACCCGCCUGCAGGUCGAGCACCCGGUCACCGAGUACAUCACUGGCGUGGAUCUGGUCGAGCAGAUGAUCAACGUCGCCGCCAACCGCCCGCUGCCCCUGGCCCAGUCGGACAUCGGCAUCAACGGCUGGUCCUUCGAGUCGCGUGUGUAUGCCGAGGACCCGGUGCGCUAUCUGCCCUCGGUGGGUCGCCUGCGCACCUACAUCGAGCCCGAGCAGGCGGCCGAUGUGCGUGUCGAUUCCGGCAUUGUCGAGGGUAGCGAGAUUUCCGUCUACUACGACCCGAUGAUCUCCAAGGUCAUCACCCACGGCGCCACUCGUGAUGAGGCGCGCAUGAAGAUGAUCGAUGCCCUGGACAACUACGCCAUCCAGGGUGUCCGCCACAACAUCCCGCUCAUCCGUGACGUGCUGACCGCCCCGCGCUUCGUCGAGGGUCGCAUCACCACCAACUACCUGGAGGAGGAGUAUCCCGAGGGCUUCCAGGGCUACUCCCUGAAGGGGAUCGAGCUGGACGAGCUGCUGGGUGUUGUCGGCAAGAUCUACGCCCAGACCGAGGCUUUCAAGCGCUCCUUCAACACCGAGACCACCGCGGUCCUCAAUGACGGGCCCACUGCCUGGGAUACUCACAUCCGCAUCGCCGGUGUCGGUGAGUACCGCGCGGUCAUCCAUGCCGCCACGCCCGAGCGCCCGGUCUUCAUGGAGCUGGUCGAGGAGAACCGCGUUCUCGGCUACGACACCGACUCCUGGUCCCCGGGCCAGUCCAUCAUCCACGGCGCCGUCCUGGCCCUGGACGAGGGCAAGGCCACCUCCUACGACCCGGACGGGCCCAUGGGUGACAUCUCCCUGGUCAGCACCCCCACCUCGCAGUUUGUGUGCUACACCCCGCUCGGCUUCAAGCUGGUCCAUUGCGGCACGGAGUUCGACGUCCAGGUCCUCACCCAUCGCCAGUACCUGGCCUCCAAGCACAUGCUCCCCAAGGCCGAGCUGGACACCUCGUCCGUGGUCCUGGCCCCGAUGCCGGGUACCGUCGUCUCGAUUGCCGUCCAGCCCGGCGACCGCGUUGUCGAGGGCCAGGAGGUGGCCAUCGUCGAGGCCAUGAAGAUGCAGAAUGUCCUGCGCGCCUCGCGCGACGGCAUUGUCAAGGCCGUCAGCAUCAAGGCCGGCUCCUCGGUGUCGGCCGAUGAGGUGAUCAUCGAGUUCGAGCCCCUCCCCAAGAAGGAGGCCGAGUAAGGAAGAGCUGGCGUGUGCCUGCCCAUCUCUCCCACUGCGCUGUGUUCUGCACCGGGGUGCAUCUCUCGGCGCCCCGCAUGCGUAGCAUGCGCCUCCAUGUCGCUGCUGGCCAUAUGCAUGUCACGUCUCCUCCCUCUCCCUGCGUGCACCGCAUAGACACACACACACACACAUCCAAAGGGCGAGCAUCAAAAAACAUGUGCAAGCUUUUGCAUGUGUGUGCGCUUUCCUCCUCUCUCUCCCUCUUCGCUUUUUGGCCGCGCGCGCGCGUGCCUGCCUUCCUCUACUCCCCUGCCCACCCCGAGCGUUGCGCGCGCGUGCCCACCAACAACAGAGGCAGGGCCCCGGAACGAGCCCCUGUUCUCUCCCGUGUGCUCGUGCGGCGGAUAAUACAAAACCAUUGGAAAAAAAAAAAGA
This is a messenger RNA of Fonticula alba, 2725 nucleotides long. RefSeq names its product propionyl-CoA carboxylase alpha chain. Gene Ontology annotation, cellular component: mitochondrion. Lineage: Eukaryota; Rotosphaerida; Fonticulaceae. Gene Ontology annotation, molecular function: metal ion binding; ATP binding; propionyl-CoA carboxylase activity. The transcript is spliced from 11 exons. The coding region runs from base 47 to 2308 and encodes 753 amino acids. The record is from RefSeq and is a predicted model, not a curated record.